UGGAAAAGAAACUCCAGGCUGGGCUAAAUCAGCCUUUGUCUCUAGGAGCAGGAAAAUGAAUCCACCCACCAGGGUCCAAGAGCAUCCUCGUUUUGCUGGCUCCCGCAGGCAUGCCAGCGGAGACGGGACCAGAGCCUUCGCAGACCUGCGCACCCAGGACCGGGAAAAUGACGCUUCUGCUCGCGGGUGUAACGCUGGUGUCCACCUUUGGAUCGUCUUUCCAGUACGGUUACAAUGUCUCCGUGAUCAACUCUCCAGCUGUGAUCAUGCAAGAGUUUUACAAUCAAACCUACCUUGACAGGAAGGGCAUCCCAAUGGAGAGCAGCUUCCAAACGCUGCUCUGGUCUCUCACAGUGUCUAUGUACCCACUCGGAGGUUUCUUUGGGUCCCUUAUGGUCGGCCCUCUGGUGAACAAAUGUGGCAGAAAGGGCACUUUGCUGAUAAAUAACGUCUUCUCCAUUGUCCCCGCCAUCCUCAUGGGAACCUCCAAGGUGGCAAAGACCUUUGAGGUGAUCAUCCUCUCGCGAAUCAUCGUGGGAAUAUGCGCUGGCCUGUCUUCCAAUGUCGUUCCCAUGUACCUGGGAGAGAUGUCCCCCAAAAACCUGAGAGGUGCGGUCGGGGUGGUGCCCCAGCUCUUCAUCACCAUUGGCAUCCUUAUAGCUCAGAUCCUGGGUCUUACUAACAUCCUUGGAAACGUUGAAGGCUGGCCGGUGUUACUAGGGCUAACUGGGAUCCCUGCAGUGGUGGAACUCCUUCUGUUGCCCUUCUUUCCUGAGAGUCCCAGGUACCUACUGAUACAGAAGGGCAAUGAAGAACAAGCCAGACAAGCUCUGAAGAAGCUGAGAGGCUGGGAUGACGUGGAUGAUGAGAUCGAAGAGAUGCGUCAGGAAGAUCAGUCAGAAAAGUUGGAAGGUCGUUUGUCUGUGUUCAACCUCUGCACCUUCCAGGCCCUGCGGUGGCAGCUCAUCUCCAUCAUUGUCAUGAUGAUGGGCCAGCAGCUUUCUGGAAUUAAUGCGAUCUUCUACUAUGCAAACGAAAUCUUCAAGUCUGCAGGUGUGAAUGAAAACAAUGUGCAGUAUGUCACCGUGGGGAUAGGUGCAGUCAAUGUGUUCAUGACUUGUGUAGCGGUUUUCAUCGUUGAGUCCCUGGGGAGGAGACUUCUGCUUCUUGUUGGCUUUGGGAUCUGCUGUGUAUCCUGUGCUGUGUUAACGGUGGCCCUCAAUCUCCAGGCCACUGUCUCCUGGAUGCAGUACCUCAGCAUAGCCUGCGUCAUCAUCUAUAUCAUUGGACACGCUAUCGGAGCUAGUCCAAUCCCCUUUGUGAUGAUAACUGAAAUGUUCCUUCAGUCGUCCCGGCCUGCAGCCUUCAUGGUGGGUGGAUCUGUGCAUUGGCUCUGCAACUUCACGGUGGGGCUCGUCUUCCUUUAUAUGGUGGAAGGGCUUGGAGCCUAUUGCUUCCUUGUCUUCUGCGCCAUCUGCCUGGCCACCUUCAUUUACAUCUUCAUCAUUGUCCCCGAAACCAAGGGCAAAACCUUCAUGGAGAUUAAUCAGAGCAUGGCCAAGAGGAACAAGGUAGAAAUCCAGAUGGACAAAGAAAAGCUGAAUGAUUUCCAGCCCACCUUGGAGACACUGAAGAAGAACGAAGAAGGAUACUCCGUCAGUGGGCUCUGAACCGAUCCACGCUUUCAUCUUCACUGGAGGAGCAGCUUCCUGGCUGGACCUUUGCUUUUUCAUUCAAACUUUUUCUGCAUGUCUCCCACAGUGAGAGAGUUUCCAAAGAAGCCAGAGAGCAGAGUCACACUAGCUGCUCCCUGCCAGCACUAGCAUGAAUGUUGAUGGUAAUGUUUGGGUUUAGAAAAUUUAUCUCCUUUCUCUGCAUUCACAGGUUGAGCUAACUGGGGACCCUAACUCUCAGGCACCAAACAUUGUCACUUAAUGCUUAAGUAGCAUGUCCAAAAUGCACUGUAAACUAGUCCAAAUUCUGAAGAGGUGGGUAUCGCUGUUCCUGCCUUCCAGAUAGGGAAACCGAGGCAGUGAAAUUUACAGUCAUUUGCAGAGCUGGGAUUAAAUCCCACAAGCGCCUGCCUUCCAGCCCUGCUCUGGCCAGUAGACCGUGCUGUCCCCUGGUGGAUGUAAGCUGCCAAUUCAAUGGGAGCAGCAUAACUCUCAUACGAAACAAAACAAAAAAAUACCAAGAGAAUGGUACAAUGAAAGCUCUGGGGGCUGGGUAGAGAGUGGGUCAGUGCGGGGCCCUGGGCCACCCUCAGGACCUGCUUUGUGCAGCUGCCUUAGGGCCCAUCCAGCAGCAAGAGAGACCCCGCUUGGGAUGCAGUGUGGGGCAUCCAGACCUGGCUGCACAGAAGGGGGAGAGCCCUUGCCAUAAGGCUAACACCCUGCCCCUGCAUCCCUGCUGCCAUGGGACACGUGGGGUUAUUGCCUUGGUGGUCCCUCUGGCAAAUUUGACUCUUUGGGCCUCUGUAACAUCACAUAACAUUGUGCAGUGACGUGGCCGGGAGCGGCGCCACCGUGAUACAGGGUCCGCGCCAUGGUGCCAAGUGUGACUUCCCAGCAAAGGAGCAAAUGCAGCUCCUCCUCCUCCCUCCCCCUGCUACUCUGGGUGUUUUUGCACCCCCGGGU
Molecule: messenger RNA, 2636 nt
Organism: Chelonoidis abingdonii (Abingdon island giant tortoise)
Lineage: Eukaryota; Metazoa; Chordata; Testudines; Testudinidae
Source: RefSeq, a predicted model, not a curated record